AUGUCGCCUGCUCUGGACCAGGAAGGGCUCCAGCACGCCAUUCAGGACUCUCAGCCAUGGCACAAGACCGCCAGCUUAAUUCAUCUCUACCUCGGGCUGAUUGCACCUCUACUCACAUCGGCGGCUUGGAGAUUUGACCUAAGCUUAACAGAUGGGUUACAAUCUAUCAAAGUAGUCAUGGAUAACUUCGGUAACCCGACCGGCGCGAAACUUGGCUUCUACGGAGCCUCCAUGUCUGUAGGUGGGCUCGUCGCUUACAUAGUCGGCGGCCCUCUUAACGAUUACCUGGGCCGUCACACUCUUGUCUUUGUCGGUGCAGCCCUGGUAGCUGGCAUGGUUAUCAUGGAAACUUUCUCAACCUCGUUGGAGAUGUUCUCUGGGGCCAAGCUCAUCCUUGGUUUCGGCAGUAAUCUCCAACAACUAGCCGCCCCAGUACUUGUCACCGAGCUCGCCUACCCAAAGCAGCGUGAGGCCAUCACAUCGAUUUACAAGACUUGCAUUUUUAUUGGCCUUAUUAUUGGCUCUUGGAUCACUUUUGCUACGUUUCGCAUGGAGUCGCAGUGGUUUUGCGCCGAGAGCCCGCGUUGGCUAGUCGCCAAGGGGCGUAUUGAAGAAGCGAGGCAGAUUCUGAUCAAGUAUCAUGGCAAUGGCGUCGAGGAUGAUGUCGUCAAGGCGGAGCUACAGGAGAUCAUUGCAGGCCUGGACGCUGACAAGACCAUGCUGAAGCCUAAUAAGGAAGGCAUCAAAACGAUUCUUGGCUCCAAGGGCAACCGUCACCGUCUGUGGCUGGGCUUCUGGACUGCAGUCGGUUCUCAAUGCCUCGGCAGCAACUUUGUCUCGACUUACUUGCCUCUUAUUCUGGACCAGGUCGGCACGACUACCUCCAAGGACAAAACGCUCAUCAACGGUUUGGUCAACAUCUGGCAGUGGGUCUGUGCCGUUACCGCAGCCUUGGUCAUUCCUCGUGUUGGACAACGCACCAUUUUCCUGACGACCACCACUGGUAACACUGUCACAUUCAUUAUUUGGACUGCUUUGACCGCUACAUACCUCCGUGACCCUAAAAAUAGCUAUGGUAUUGGUACCAUUCUCGUUAUCUUCGCCUUCUCCUUCUUCACAGCCAUCUGCUGGAUCCCGCUGCUCAUCAUGUACCCACUUGAGAUGGUUACCACUAAGCAGCGAGGUAUUUUCUUCUCUUGGACAAUGUUUUGCGUCAACGCAUCCAGCUUCAUCGCCAGUUACCUGAAUCCGGUAGCCCUGGAGAACAUUCAAUGGCGGUACUAUAUCGUACAGUGCGUCUUCAACGCUUUGGUUCUGGCAAUUGUCUACUUUACCUUUGUGGAGACGCGUGGUCUUACCUUGGAGGAGGUGGCAGUUAUUUUCGAUGGAAGUGAGGGCUUCGACUACUCAAAUGCCAUGAUCAGUGCCGGAAUGGGGAAGGAAGUUGAGUUGGCUGAGACGACGCAGGAGGAUGAUGCCACCACCAAGGGCACAGCCACAAAGACAGUCUAA
Fusarium keratoplasticum is the source of this 1512-nucleotide messenger RNA. RefSeq names its product putative MFS hexose transporter. Lineage: Eukaryota; Fungi; Ascomycota; Sordariomycetes; Hypocreales; Nectriaceae. The transcript has 2 exons. Gene Ontology annotation, cellular component: membrane. Gene Ontology annotation, biological process: transmembrane transport; carbohydrate transport. Gene Ontology annotation, molecular function: carbohydrate:proton symporter activity. The coding region runs from base 1 to 1512 and encodes 503 amino acids. The record is from RefSeq and is a predicted model, not a curated record.